GUAACUGUUCAUCUUCUCUCUAAACACUCUCCCUCCCAAACACUCCGUGCUCCCUUUUCCAAUCUCUUGUGUUGCAUCCUUACAGCCCAAAAUCGUCGAGUUCCAGAUGGCCCCUUCACCCCAGAAGAAGAAAUCUACUGCGAAGAAAGCUGACAAAAGACUUAAGAUGGAUCCUAGAUUGUUUAGGUCAGUUCAUCAUUUUGAGAGAUACAAGGAUAACUUCUUGAAUGCAGGAAUCAUUCAAGAGAGAUUUGUGGAUUUGGAUGAUUUAAGGCAAACUUUUAUUCCCAGUUGUUUUGAAGGAAGAGGAUGGGACAAACUUUUAAGUGAUUUUCCUUUGGUGUGUGAACCUCUGAUUAGAGAAUUUUAUUCAAAUGCUGUGAUAAAGGAGAAUGAGUUAAAUUGCUGGGUUCGAGGGAAAGAAUUCAUCUUGGAUGCACAUGUCAUAGAUGAUGUACUAGGGCUUGAGGGUUUGGAUGAUGAGGAGUUUGUCAAUUUCAAGGAUAGGAGUGUCUCUAUUGAAACAGUUCAACAGAGAAUAGGUGGGCAGAGAGAAGGGAAGUGUUUGAAUACCACUGCCUUUCCAGUGGACAUGAGGGUUCUAACCAUAAUCAUGAUGUUUAACCUUUAUCCUAUUAGGAAGUUGACCACAAUCAAUUGUGCUAGAGCAAUUUUUCUGAUGGAUCUCAAAGAGAAGAACUUCAUAGAUAUAAGUUCCCACAUCUUUGACAUCAUUGUGGAUGAGACAAGAACAACAUCUAGACCAAAACUGAUCUUUCCUAGUCUCCUAAUGAGAAUUUUUCGAAGGAAGGGUGUUCAAAUUCCUCAAGACAUCAGUCACAUGUCUACACCCUCUGCAAUCAACAAACUUACCUGCAAAAGGAUCAGUGUUAGGCUUCCAGGAGAAGAAGAUGAAGGUGAUGAAGGAGAGGAAGUCCCAAUGGAGACUGAUGCAGAGACAGCAGGGCAUGCAUCCACCUCAACACCAAGGAGGAGUGGCAAGAGGUCCAGAGCUUCAACUUCUGCAGAUGCACCUCCAGAUGCUUUCCAGAUCAUUCUGGAAAGGCUUGAUGGGAUCAGGGCAGUCCAGACUGAGCAUUCUGACAGAAUGAGAGCCAUGCAAGACCAGAUUGAUGUCUUGGCUGCUACACUUGACAGCUUCACAACUCAGCAUGACCAGUGACCCUUUGGCCAUUCCAUGUCAAAAAGGGGGAGAGAGUUCAUUGAUAAUUGAAGCAGAAAAGCAGCUCUUGAGGGGGAGUAAUUUGUUGAGGGGGAGUAAUUAGUGUUUUUAUAUU
Molecule: messenger RNA, 1298 nt
Organism: Quercus robur (English oak)
Lineage: Eukaryota; Viridiplantae; Streptophyta; Magnoliopsida; Fagales; Fagaceae
Exons: 2
Coding region: 107-1183 (358 amino acids)
Source: RefSeq, a predicted model, not a curated record